Molecule: messenger RNA, 2491 nt
Organism: Centruroides sculpturatus (bark scorpion)
Lineage: Eukaryota; Metazoa; Arthropoda; Arachnida; Scorpiones; Buthidae
Exons: 6
Coding region: 1263-1625 (120 amino acids)
Source: RefSeq, a predicted model, not a curated record
UAUCUCACAAUUUACUUAUGAUGCGCUACCUGUAAAAUGAUGUAUACAUUUUAUACUCCAUAUUUAUCAAUUGUAUUAAAAAGUCGGAUGUUAAAAAAAGUAAGUAUCGAAUUAUAUUACCGUUUAAAAUUAAAUUAUUAAGUAUAAAUAAUUAAAACUUCAUAAAUAAUCUAUAAGCUAUACUGCAUAUAUUACUAUUCAUUUGUAAUUAAUGCUUGAUAUUAAACGAUCCUAUAUAUUCUUUCGUUAUUCCAGGAAAGUCGGGGCAUAGCAAAUCCGUUAACUUUACGUUAAAUAUAAUUAUAUUAUGGAUACAAUUAUAGUUAUAAUUUUAUUUAUACAAAUUAUACGUAUUAAUUUGUAAGUAAAAUUUAAAUAAAUAAAUAGGUAAAAUUUGAAAGCUUAAUAAUUGCAAAUUGUAAGCUUGCAAAUUUAUAGUGCAUUGGCUAUAGAGUCACGUUUAUGUAUUCGAAGUUGAAGAUAUUCAUGUUUGAAAUGUCUGAUUGUGUUCUACCAAAUUCUAAAGGAUUUUCUUAAUCCUAUAUUUUUAAGAUCAUCCUGAUUAUCGUAAGUCAAUCCAUCUUUGAAAUCUCACGUUCAUUCUUACAAGGAUUAAAAUCAUGUCAUAAAUCAGUCUCCAAACUUCUAUGGCACGUGUCAAAUCAUAUUCUCUUGCUAUAGCAUGCACGAAAGCAUGCGCCUUAAUAGUAUGUGUUCAUCUUACAAAGUUCUCUCAAAUGUGUAUAUAUUCUUAAUACACGACCUUCGCUACAAGUAGAUCUUUCAGGAAUAAAAGAUAAAUUAUUUUAUCAGUAAAUUUUUCGCAGAUAAAGAACUUGAGAGCAAAUUGUUAUAAAAUAAUGUACAAUUCUGCAUUGAAACAUUUAAAAAUGUUUAUGUUGUGCUGGAUCCAAGUGGAAAUUGAAUGUAUGGAAAAGCAUUGAUGUAUCUUUUCACCCAAAAGUAUAUUAUCAACAGCAAUAACAAACGUGUAAAACUGACUUAGAACAGUUAAUACUUCCGUGAGAUGGAAUCUUUAUCAGAAAUAUAAAACGAAAGGAAAUUGGUGAUUAGGUCAAUUAAAAUUGGAAGCAGAAUCGGAAAGAGUUGAAGUUCAACACGAAAACAAGUUGCACUAUGGAGAAUAUUAAAAAAAAGACUAUCGAAUACAAAUAAAAAUACUCUACCUUCUGAACCUGCUGCUCUUCUUGAUUGUCCUCGUGUUCCUCAUCAUUUAUUCACCUCAAAAUAGUAAUAUUCGAAUGGCUCCACCCGAUAUAAAAGAGCGUUAUAUCAAAAGCAAAGAAGCGGAUGCGAACAUCAAUUAUGACAUUUCUCGUCAUCAACAUAAAAUAAGAGACAUUUCUUCUAAAACUGAAUGCGGAGAGAAAGACGAAGAUGCAGUAAUGCUGAACAGAAAAUGCAGUAUAAAAAAAUCUGAACUCUGCGAGUAUUGUGUUACUUUGGAAGCCAUUUGUAAAAUAAACAUAACAGAAACAGAAGGAGAACAGGAGGGAAAAAGGAUGAUUCUGAAGAAAAGAAAAAACAAGAAAGUAGACAUUGCAUUCUGGACAACGUUACAGAUCACCAGAUCAUUCCAUUCCCAAUAUAUGGGAAUGGAAUGAGCUGGGGAUGGAAUGGGAGCCUAAGACUAGAUAUCGCACAAUUUGAAGAGGAUUCUGAAGGAAAUCUGAACAUUUGGCUGAAGGAAAAUAGAUAUUCUUCUUUAAAAGAAUACAGAUUAAAUGAAAACGGAAGUUAUAAAAUUCUGAGGGAAAUUCGUUUGCCUGACAUAUCGACAGAUUGGGGAAUUGUAUACAAUGGAAUUUAUUACGGUCGAUAGGAUUUUGAUCACAGAAUUUUCAAACACAACCUCCAGACUUUGGAACCGAAACUAGGAUAAAUAAUCAGUCCUAUUACACAAAUUGAUUACUUAUUCUUUCGCAUAGACGAGGACAAUAUUUGGGUAUUUGACCUUAUAGGUCAUGGUAUUACCGAAAUUUACGAGGCGCUUCAAAUCGAUCCAGAGAACUUAGAAAUUUUGUCCAAGCAAACUGUUGAUGCUGGAAAUUGCAGGAUGGAAUAUGCAUUCGUUGCUUAUGGCAGGGUUUAUUGCUUGGAAGAUUUGAAAAUAGUACAGAUUUCUUUUUUGUCAAAUAAAACCGAAAAGGAAAUUCCAUACAUUGCUAUAAAUGUUGAUAGAAAAAAAUAUGGUAAUGUUGUUAAUCAGUUCUAUAAUUUCAAAGAGCAACGUCUUUAUGCACUUUACCGAUCCUACGGUCCCAUCAGUUAUACACUUCAUAUAUUCAAAUUACAUUUCAAUUGUUCGUCUGAGGAGUGAAAAGUUGCAUCGACAUAUUGAGGUCUAUUAUUUUGUUUUAUUAUACAUUUUUUUUAAUAUAAAGUCGUUACAAUUAAUUGAUAUAAUGAAUAAUUUUUAUUUUAAAUUUUUGUUCUUAAUAUAUUCCCUGUAUGAAAUUUCAAUAAAUAU